Messenger RNA from Penicillium canescens, 3237 nucleotides. RefSeq lists its product as uncharacterized. Bases 1 to 3237 code for a protein of 1078 amino acids. The transcript has a single exon. The record is from RefSeq and is a predicted model, not a curated record. NCBI's taxonomy places the organism in Eukaryota, Fungi, Ascomycota, Eurotiomycetes, Eurotiales, Aspergillaceae.
AUGGAGAAACACGACUUUUUGAUCAUCGUGGACGCAACAGGCUCCAUGAGGGAGUACCUUCGCUCCCUCAACGAUUCGCUACCACAGAUCAUUUCCAUAUCUGCACUAACAGGGUGCUUUUCACGGAUCGGAGUCCUGGCCUUCCGCGACUACGAUUACACUGGGGAUCAACUUCUCCACUGGUCAGGGUGGCUGCAUCAAAACUCAGACGAAGCCUCGCAAGAACCUCAGCCUGACCUAGUUACCUUCGCUAAGCGCCUCGAAGCACUGGGAAAUAGUGACACUGAUGAGGCCCACAAGACAGCUCUCGCUAAGGCUUAUGAGCUCAUGCGUCCAGAUGCGAAAACACUUGUAUUUCUUUACACUGAUGCGCCUCCUCAUCCCAACGUGGACGACACAGCUGGUACUCGCAAUAGCUCUCUGGAAAAAGCCGCAUUGGGCCCGACAUCAUUUUCAAACUAUGGAAGUUCAUUUCAAGAUUGGGUAUCUGCGGGCAAACUCCUUCGAGGCGGACAAAAGCCGGCCCAGGUCUUCACUAUUCUCGACGGUUUCGUGAGAGGAGAGGAAUCUGGCUGGCAUACCUACCUAUGCCACAUGACCGGCGGUGCCUGUAUUGUUUUGAACCGGUGGCAAGACCCCUCAAAAUUGACAGUAGAUCUACUUCUAGCGUGGAUGGGGGUAGAAAAAGCUCUCUCUACAAGCUCAGCCAUGGAAGAAGAUAUCCCUGCUAAGUUGUUGUGGUAUCAUUCCGUCGACGACAUCGACGACAUUCACAACGAGAAGGAUGUAAGAGCAAUGUCUUUCUUCUCGCAGACCCAGGAAAAUACCUGUGGAAACAACAUCAGGGCUACCGGCUUGACUGCCGACAUCUUCAGGAGGCUAAUUCCGAAGAAGACCAUUCCUGUCCUAGAUUUCGCAAAACGCUGGAACACAGAUGCGCAAUACAAAGAUCUUGUCGUCAAGUGUUUGACGCAGAUCAUCAACGACAAUGUCCAGGCAAUGGCACUCAACCCUGUUUUCGGAACUCUGUGGAGAGCGGUGUGCAAUGAUAGGGACCAUGGACAUCGCGAAGAGCUCUUGAUUGCGUUCAGCCGUAGCCUGGAAAAAUUGACAGACAGCAGUCAACGGGAAAAGAUGAAGAAAUGGUUGGAAGAAUCCUACGACUUCGCCCAAGACAUCAUGUCGGACAUCAACGAUGUCCCCGAGGAAGACAGGUAUCCUUGCGUGCUUCUCGAUCCAACUCUAAGCUUUGGGCGUACAAAUACUGGCUCGAAAGAUAGCCCCAGUUCUACCUCUGGCCUGACCCGCGCUGAUCUUUUGGAAAUUGGUCGAUCUUGCAAUGCCCAUAUUCUACGCCGCGUGGGAACUAUCCUUACCCAGAUGACUGUUGUGGAAUCGGAGAAAGAUCUGCCAGAGCAUAUCGCCAGCACUGGAAAUGAACAGGUGGUAAGAAUCCCGCUAGCGCUGGCAACACAGAAAUACCAAAAUCGGUUCUGGAAAUAUCUAUUUCACCUCAUCGUGCCCGGCACAAAGCUUUCUGCUCGUCCUGCUGCUCUUGUCGCCGCUCUCAGUCUUCGCAUGGGGGUAAAGCCACUUGCAGAAAUGGCAACGCGGGAACUUCUCGGCUUCAAAGACAAGUGGAAUGACAUUUCGACUCCUGAAAAUUGGAAUGUCGGAUGUUUGACACUUCUCAUCGAUGCCGAUGAAGCACACCACAGACAGCAAGUAGAGGUCCUGGACAAGAAUGAAACAGUUAUGAGCGAGUCCAGGCUCUUGAACCCCAACGACAGAGUAUUAUUUGAGCGUCUUAUUGCCUUCAAGCUACUUGAAACGAACCUCAACACUCCACUCAAUGCCCAAAUAGCCUGGACCCCAGACAAGUCGAUUGCACCCAUCGGACCGCUGGUGACAUGUCAGCUAUGCAAGUUUCCUCGUUCUGUCACUAUAAUGGGUGAAGAUAGCACAUGUGGCCUCUGCAUUAGUGUGCGGGAUGAAGAUACGAAGGCCCGCAUAGAUAUAGGAGUUUCACACGAUGUGACUUCCACUUCCAAUGCAACUUGGGUUGAAUGUAGGACAGUGUCCUGCAGGGCCCAGUACAUCGUUUAUGUCGUCGAUGCACUGAAAGUCGGUCCAAAAUGCCACUACUGUCGAAGCCAGACUCCAACUGCUGCCCCCACUGUAAAGUGCAGCCGUUGCCUGAACCACAUGAUCUGGCCCAAAGAAUACAGAUCUUCCUUAUUCAAUGAGUCGGAGUUCACUUGUCCCCAUUGCACAGCAGGCCACGAGCCAACGACAGAAAUCGAAGUAACCGCGAACCAACUGGAAGCCGAGAACACACUAUCCUGGCUAGCACAGGACACAGAAAGACCAAAUGAAAGGGCCUUCCAGAACACCUCCGUCUUCCAAACCAUAUCUACAAUGGGCGCUGAAGGCUUCCUCUCGAGAAUAACCCUCUUCCCAACCCAGGACACCAAGCUAACUUACAACGGCAAACCAAUCCACAACUCCCCCGACCUAAUAACAGCCCUCCAAAACCUCGUGGCAAAGCACAAAACAAUCAAAACAGAAUGUUCCCUCUGCUUCUCCUCUUUCAAAGCAGGAACCCUAACCCGAGCCUGCGGACGCCGCGGCUGCCACCAGCGGAUCUGCACAUCCUGUCUAUCAGGCUGGUACGGCCUCAACUCCGCGGGGUGUAUAAUCAACACGGCGGCACUAGCCUGUCCCUUCUGCCGAAGACACCCUGCUCCCCAGCGACUAGCGAAGCAUGGGAUGGGUAUCCAGGCGGUUAAGGAUCUGACACUUGCCGUUCGGGAUAAAGGGACGUUGAUCUAUGCGUGGUGUCGGGGAUGUCAUACAGCCAAGGAGCUUAUGGAGCGGAGCUGUGCCCGUGGAGCGCCGCCUGAGCUUGGUAAUUGGGCUUGUGAGGAGUGUCACGGGGGAUGGGAUAGGGCAAGGUUAGAUGAGGAGAGGAGGGGGGCCGGGGCGACGGUUGAGGCGAAGAUGGUUGACACUAUUAAGCCUUGUCCGAAGUGUGGGACUAUGACGCUGAGGAUAUCAGGUUGUGGGCAUAUCAAAUGUUCAGUGGAGGGUUGUGGAGUUGACUGGUGCUACUUCUGUGGAAAGGAGUUUUCGGAUGACGAGAUUUACAAGCAUAUGAGUGAGGAGCAUGGUGGCUUCUUUGGUGGGGAGUUCGAGAUCGAGGAUGAGUGGGAUGAGGAGUGGGAUGAAGCUAAUUGA